GCGAAUCGGUGCCAGUGAUCACAACAUUUAGCCGGUGGCUGAAUGAUGAGUGUGUAUGUCGAGCCGCGGUGCCUGUGAGUAAUUAUACAACUUCGCAGUCUGGUGUUUGUUCAAUCUAAGGAACAAUCAACGCCAGCAAUCAUGCAUCUUUGUGCAGCAGUGAUAUUACUGCCACUCCCCUGUGUGGUGCUGUCCUUAGACAGACAAACUGUUUGGGAAUCUGGAUGAGUCUGCGUCUCUCCCCUGUACUGUGCAGUGCUCUGGUGAACUGACCUGGACCAGGUUUCAGAAGCAGGACGAUGUUCUGGUCAGGUGUAGCAGUGUCUCGUGCUGGGUUAAACACGGGUUUAUUCUCCCUUAUGAACAGUACCUGAACGGGAAUUCCUCCCUGACGAUGCUGAAAGCAGAUUACAGCCUUCGAGGACUCUACAUGGCCAAGUGUGUCUCUGAGACAGUCUGUGAAGUCGUCUUUACAUUGUCUCCUCUAGAGAUGACCCAUGUGAUUACCCCAGGUGAACCCAUAGAUGUGUACUUACCCCUGACUGACAUGGUGGAGGUGAUAUUUACUGCGAGUGGUGCCGUACAACCAUCACACCCACAGAUCUGCACCGUGGAUAAGGAGAAGAUCCAGUGCAGUCCAGAUUAUAAAGAGAGAGCAUCUCUCCUCAACACUCUUCAGAUUAAAGAUGGAGAUGUCUCUGACAGUGGGAACUACACAGUACGGGAUAAAGUCAAUGAUGAGACUUUAGCCAUUGUGACGGUCCAUAUGAGAGGGUCUGAACCAGAAAAGCCGAGUUCUGGAGCUGCUCCCGUGUCCCAGACUCGUAUUCGAAGACGCCGCAGUGUCUCCUCUGAGGAGAAUCCGUGUCCAGAAUUUAAGCAGGAAAGAUCUAUGCCAGCAUGGGGGAUUACACUGAUAGCACUGAUGUCACUGGUCAUGGCUGUGAUGAUGGGAGUGAUAGUUUAUCAGCAGAAAGAAAUUCAGCAGCUCCAGAAAAAUCCUGCAGACACCGAACUCACACUGACCCAAACUAAUGGAGAUGCCAACCCCAAUCCAGGAGAAGAACUUUAAGUACUCACUCACUCCUCAAACAAUGGAAGUUAGACUCUGUCAUUUAUUUUGUUAGGUGGUGAAUAGAAUAAACAGCUCUGAAGGAAAGACAGAUGAAAAUUAGAUGAAGAUUCUAUAAACAAUAGAAAUAUUUUAGUAACCGUGUGUCAGAAAGCUGUCUCACACACUCCUCCAUGUUCUCUUCCUCUCUCUUACACUACAGUAGAGUAUAAAAGCUGAAUAAGAGCUCAGAGCUGUUUAGAGAUGAUCCUCUGAAGCACCUUUUAUUGCCUAAAUACAGUCCAUCUACUGGGGCCAACUGCAUUAUAUUCACUUUAUUCUUUUGAGUUCACUUUAAACAUUAAUUAUAAAUAUAUAAUCUCCUAAUAAGUAAAGCUCUCCAUUUAAAGCUAAACUUCCCCUACACUUAGUUUACAUUAAAAUAUUAAACCUAAACCUACUUUCUCUCCCCUCCCUGUCUCUCUCUCUCUCUCUCUCUUGCUCUCUCUUUUAUUUGCCUUUUCUGUUCAAUUUACAACGAAGUGUCUUCUUUUCACUCAUCUUUUGUAAUUUUAUCCUUAACUUUUAUCCCUUACUGCUUACCAUCACGCCUCGUAAGCCAUAGAUGGUGGCCACGUAAACCCUGGCCGAAAUGGUGGCCACGUAAACCCUGAGUGUAGAAGGAGCCAACCCUGCUGAGAAACGUUCUUGCAGUUCACUGGGUCUAUACCAUAACGCAGACGAACUGUAUGUUGAUACGUGAAAUUCUGGACGGACGGUGUGGUGCGGUGACGUAAUAACGUGUGCCGUUAAUUGUUCUAUGUUCUAUAACAUGUAAAACGGGAACAUGAAAGGAGUAUUCUAAAAGCGACUCAUGUAAACACCUUAAUCACAAUAUUGUCUUAUUCAGAAUUCAAUUCAAUUUUAUUUGUAUAGCUCUUUUUACAAUAGACAUUGUCUCAAAGCAGCUUUACAGAAAUAUCAACACGGUAUACAGAUAUUAAAGGUGCGAAUUUAUCCCAACUGAGUGGCAAAGGUGGCAAGGAAAAACUCCCUAAGAUGUUUUAAGAGGAAGAAACCUUGAGAGGAACCCGACUCAGAAGGGAACCCAUCCUCAUCUGGGUAACAACAGUUAGUGUGAAAAAGUUCAUUAUGGAUUUAUAUGAAGUCUGUAUGGCCUUAGGAGCAGCCGUAGUCCCAGCAGUCUGGAAUUAAAGAAGAUUUGAGCUCCAUCCAGAGGCAGAAAGGAUCUGGAUCUCCAGUAUCUCCAUAAAUUCGUGUGGGGCUCGCCGAAAGGAGAGAGGGAGAAAAAAGAUAAUUAUGACUGCGAAAUAGUAUAACAGAAUCUAGUCAGGGUAGGCUUGAGUAAACAAAUACGUUUUCAGCCUAGACUUAAACACUGAGACUGUGUCUGAGUCCCGAACACUAAUAGGAAGACUGUUCCAUAACUGUGGGGCUCUAUAAGAGAAAGCUCUUCCCCCUGCUGUAGCCUUCACUAUUCGAGGUACCAACAAAUAGCCUGCGUCUUUUGACCUAAUUAGGCGAGGCGGAUCAAAUAAAACCAAAAGGUUGCUUAGAUAUUGUGGUGCGAGACCGUUUAGUGCUUUAUAGGUUAAUAAAAGUAUUUUAUAGUUAAUGCGAGAUUUUACUGGGAGCCAAUGCAGUGUUGAUAAGAUCGGGGUAAUGUGGUCGUAUCUUCUGGUUCUAGUUAGGACUCUAGCAGCUGCAUUCUGGACUAAUUGGAGUUUGUUUAUGUUCCUACUGGAACAUCCAGACAGUAAGGCAUUACAGUAAUCUAAUCUAGAGGUGACGAAUGCAUGAACUAGUAUUUCCGCAUCAUGUAGUGAUAUGUUUCUUAUUUUAGAAAUAUUUCUGAGACGAAAGAAGGCUAUCCUAGUAAUAUUAUCUACAUGAGCAUCAAAUGAUAGGCUGGAGUCAAUAAUCACUCCAAGGUCUUUAAUUGCUGCACAUGAUGAAACAGAAAGACCAUCCAGAGUAACCAUGUGAUCAGAAAGAUUAUUUCUAGCUACACGUGGGCCUAAUAAAAGUAUUUCUGUUUUAUCAGAAUUAAGUAGAAGGAAGUUAGUUAACAUCCAAUGUCUAAUGUCCUUUACACAAUCCUCAACUUUAUUAAGCUUCUGUCUGUCCUCUGGCUUCGCUGAAACAUACAGCUGUGUAUCAGCAGCAUAACAGUGGAAGAUAAUUCCAUGUUUAUGAAUAAUUUGACCUAGGGGUAGCAUAUAUAAAGUAAAGAGCAGUGGGCCUAAAACAGAACCCUGUGGAACUCCAAAAGUAUCCUCAGUACGCAUGGAGAAAUCACCAUUUACAUCUACGAACUGAUAACGAUCGGUCAGACAAGACCUGAGCCAGGAGAGGACUGUUCCCUUAAUACCAACAACAUUUUCUAAUCUGUCAAGGAGAAUAGUGUGAUCUAUAGUAUCAAAUGCUGCACUAAGGUCGAGUAACACAAGCAGCGAGACAUAACCCUGAUCGUAAGUCAGUAGAAGGUCAUUUACUACUUUAACUAACGCUGUCUCUGUGCUAUGAUGAGGUCUAAAUCCUGACUGAUACAUUUCAUGAAUGUUGUUCCUAUCUAAGUACGAGCAUAACUGCUUUGCUACAACCUUUUCUAAAAUCUUAGAGAGGAAGGGGAGAUUUGAUAUCGGUCUAUAGCUGGACAAUUGAGACGGGUCAAGAUCAGGUUUUUUAAUCAAGGGUUUAAUAACUGCUAAUUUAAGUGAUUUAGGUACAUAGCCAGUGCUUAGGGAAGAAUUGAUUUAUAUUUAAAAGUGGUUCAAUUACUCCUGGACAAAUCUGUUUAAACAAACAUGUAGGUACGGGAUCUAGUAUGCAAGUUGAUGAAUUGGCUGAAGAGAUUAAUGAAGCUAGUUCGGUCUCUCUAAGCGGAGCAAAACACUCUAAACAUUGAUCUGAUAUCGCUACAUUGUCAUGUAAUGGGUUUGUUACAGUACUGUCUGGUUUUAAUUUAAUGGCCUGUAUUUCACGUCUAAUAUUUUCAACCUUAUUAAUGAAAAAUUUCAUGAAAUCUUCACUGCUAUGUAAUGAUUGAGUGUUUCUCUCUGUAGUGGUUUUAUUCCUAGUUAAUUUUGCUACUGUGUUGAAUAGAAAUCUAGAAUUGUUUUUGUUGUCUCCUAUUAAGGUGGAGAGAGAGAUUUUUCUAGUAUCGCCAAGAGAUUUCCUAUAUUUCAGUAGGCUCUCCUUCCAUGCUGUUUGAAAUAUCACCAGUUUGGUUUGACGCCAUUUACGUUCUAAUUGUCGAGUUGUCUGUUUUAAGGUUCGCGUUUGAUCGUUAUACCAGGGUGCUAAUUUUUUCUCUCUAAUUAUUUUCCUUUUGAGUGGAGCCACUCUAGAUAGAGUGUAGAGAAGCGUUGACUCCAAGCUUUCAGUCGCCUGAUCGAGUUCUAUGUGAUCUGACUGUGAUCCAAAUCUAAUUGAUGUUUCUGCGAGGUUAUUUAUGAAGCUCGGUGCAGUAGCUGAUGUGUAGGUACGUUUUACGCGGUAGCGAGGCGAGCUGGAAAUAUUAUGAUCAAUACGUAUUAUGAACGAGAUAAGAUAAUGGUCUGAGACAACUUCAGACUGCGGAAAAAUGAUAUUUUCUAUACUUAGUCCGUAUGUUAGUAUGAGGUCAAGAGUGUGACCACCAUUAUGAGUAGGCCCGAUUACGUUCUGAUUAAUCCCUACUGAAUCUACGAUGGACACAACUGCUAAUCUUAGAGGGUCUUCCAGGUUAUCAAAAUGAAUAUUAAAGUCUCCGACGAUUAAUGCUUUAUCUACAGACACAACCAGGUUUGAGACAAAGUCUGCAAAUUCACUAAGAAAUUCAGUAUAUGGCCCUGGGGGUCUGUAAAUAAUAAUUAGAGAAAUUGACUUAUUUUUUGUGGCUACAUAACUUAUACUGGCAUAAAGAAUUUCAAAAGAAUUAAAUUUAUGCUUAGGUUUUUGUGUGACGACUAGAUUUUUACUAUGGAUGAGACCAACACCUCCUCUUCUACCAGUUGAACGAGGCUGAUGUACAUAACUGUAUCCAGGAGGACUGGCUUCAUUUAAAGCUAUGUACUCGUUUGGUUUAAUCCAAGUUUCUGUUAAACACAUUAAAUUACAUUCCUGAUCAGUAAUGAUGUCGUUAACAAUAAGAGCCUUAGACGCAAGAGAUCUAAUGUUUAAUAGUCCUAGCCUCAGAUCAAAAGUGCUGGCUGUGCAUUCAAUAUGAUUUAAUUUUAUGUUAUAAGGUCAAUAAUUAGAUUACUGCUGUCCAUGUACACGUAGUCAGUGAUUGAAUCGUCCCAAUGGUAUUUUUGCACUGAAACGCUUGGUCUUCCUCACGAUCUGUUUGCUCUUCCAGCAUCAUGAUUAAAACUCCCAGAUGACUAAAACAGGUUCGCACCAGCUAUUAGAUGCGCCCUGUCAAUUUCACAUCUCGUGGGCAUUUAAGCAAUUGAAGUUAUUUUUCUUGUAUGUCAUUAGUGUUUUAUUUUUAUUCAGUCUACAGCAUGUUGAACAAGUUUACAUUGAAAAAGUGCCUCAUCAAAAAAAUGUUUGUUUUUUUUUAAAUACAUUUUGUAUUUUGUUUUAAAGACAUAUUUUGAAUUGUGAAGUUUUAUCAAAAUAAACUGUUUAUACUG
Ictalurus punctatus (channel catfish) is the source of this 5694-nucleotide messenger RNA. RefSeq lists its product as uncharacterized. The record is from RefSeq and is a predicted model, not a curated record. NCBI's taxonomy places the organism in Eukaryota, Metazoa, Chordata, Actinopteri, Siluriformes, Ictaluridae. The transcript has 6 exons. The coding region runs from base 395 to 1072 and encodes 225 amino acids.